Messenger RNA from Penicillium nucicola, 3435 nucleotides. RefSeq lists its product as uncharacterized. The transcript has 5 exons. Bases 1 to 3435 code for a protein of 1144 amino acids. Lineage: Eukaryota; Fungi; Ascomycota; Eurotiomycetes; Eurotiales; Aspergillaceae. Gene Ontology annotation, molecular function: protein binding. The record is from RefSeq and is a predicted model, not a curated record.
AUGGCUGGAGGAAAUGCCGAGAAAGGGCAGCGCUACACUGCGGCCUUAGACCAGGCGCGAAGUCAAGGGAAAUGGGAUGAGGUCCCAGAACUGAUUCGGAAAGUCACAAAACAUGCACCGCAAAAGACCUGUGUGAUACAGACCGCUACUGCCGAAUUGCGCGUGGUAUCGUAUCUCCAACAAAGGUCGUCCGGCGACGACUCGUCCUCUUCUCCCAAUAUUGUCGAGCUGAUUCCGGCCCUUUUAAUGACCAUCGAGAACAACGACGGGUCACCACAAGAACUACUACAGGCCCAGGUCUGUUUGGGAUGGAUUCAUUGGGUCUUGAAUGAGCCUGCGCUUGCAGCGGCGCGUCUUCCUGCGAGCUUUUCGGAGGCAGUUGACAAUUUGGCUGGUGGAGGAGAAGCUCCGACUGCGUGGACGGAGGUCUGUCUUGUGAAGGGAUGCUACAUCAAGGGCAUUGCACAAUCUAAUGUUUCCAGCAUCGAUGAGACAUUAGACACAUUUGGAUCUAUAGUCCCGUGGCUGAGCAGCAACAAGCUCACGUCGAUCACCACCCCUCAAUUCCUGGAAUGGUCCGAGUCCCUCCUGGGCAAGGGCGCUCUUUUGGCCAGUGAAGAGGCGAGCAAGAGGACUUUAUACUCGGAUCCUGAGCAGGUUCAUGUUGCUUUGCGAUUGCUGCGUUUGUGGGCUUCUCAUCCCUUUGUCAAGCAAGGAAAUCCCACCAGAUCGUCAAAUGCCGACGGAUCCGGUACGGUUUCUCGGUCGUCCGUAUGGACUUCCUACUACGGCUUUCUUACAAUUGUCCUACACGACCGACUUGUAUACACUGGCCCCAAUGAUGGACCUGAUCGUCCGCAGCUUGCCAGUGAAUUGCGCCGUGUGGAAGCCAUCUGUGAGGGCAAUCUCCUCCGUGAAGUUAAGUUUCCCACUGCCAGCUCCCAGAACAAUCAAGUCGAAGAAUGGGUAGAGCAAGUAAUCAGCAAUUGGGAAAUUCUAUGCGGCCCUGAAUGGCAGGACUCAGAUCUUGGCGAAGGUGGCCAGAAUGCUGUUGGUCGCAAUGUCUUGGAUAUUCUGUAUCGUGCAGCAACGAAGACCUAUCAUUCUCACCUGAUCCUCCGCCGUCUUUUCCACGUCCAUGCCUCUUUGGCUGACUUUGAGCUUGCCGUGAAGGCACUUGAUUCUUAUAUUGAGAUUGUUACUGCGGCCAAAGAGAGGGCAGAAAAGUCCGCCGAGUCAGGUGAAUUGGAGAAGGACGAAAUCUUAUUGCAGACCUUAUCUGAAGGAGUGACAUUGCUGACCUGCCACGGCUCCUUUGAGGAGGCAGAAAGAGCCCGCGAUUUGACUGAUAUGAUACGGGAGUAUGUUGACAAACAUGCUCUUGUUACCAACGGCGAAGUCAAUGGCAACUCAUCAAAAUCAUCAGGUAUUCCUCUGUCUGUGUUGGCCUUGUCCUAUCGGGCUGUGGGAGUGGGACUUGCCAGUUGGGCCAGUUGGACACCUGUAAAUGAAUCGCGUGAUGAAAUUCGAGCAGAUGCGAUCGACUACCUAGAGAAGAGUCUUGAGCCAGAAUUAGGAAACAGCUCGAGUUAUUCAUCUCUCUACACCCUGGGUCUGGUCUUGGCUGAGAACAGAGAUCUAGACACUGCAAUUGACUACAUCAAAUCCGCUUUGACACCGAGCGGGCCAUCCCUUGAAGUUGCUGGAGAUCUGUCCAAGGACCGUGAUUUGGUGUCUCUGUGGCAUUUACUUGCACUAUUGCUGAGUGCGAAGCAAGAAUUCGAGAUUGCCGGGCGUUCGUGCGAAGCAGCAUUUGAACAAUUUCCAAAGGAAAUUUUCUCCAAAAGUCACCGCGAAAAGUGGUCAUCGAGAAAUUCACACAGCUCUGAAACACAGCGCCCUCUUCUUACUCGUCUAUCAGGCAGAGAAAAGGAACGAAUCAUCCAAACUCGCAUCACACAGCUUGCGUUUGUUGAACUGCUGGACGGCCCAGAGGCUGCGGUAAACCACAGCGAGCAACUACUGAGUUUGUUUGGCACCCUUUUCCAUGAUCUCAACCUCGAAACCGAAGAAUCCAAAUGCAAAUCAGACCACUUGGUGCCACCAAAAAGUUCCGCUGGCACCACCAAAAGCUUCCGUGGUAGCAUCUUCAGUCGACACAGAGCGUCACAGCUACCAGAUCGACGUGCUGAUAAUUCUAACGGCUCUGACUUUAUCCCACCCACACCAGCUAUUCCCAAUGGUCACAUAGCGGAAGCUCCCUCAAUCCAAAUCACGGAUGGAGACGCUCACAGCUAUAAGGAAAAGACCUCCAUAAUUGGACGGUCAGACUCCAAGAGACUUAAAAAGCGAGCCUCAAGCUUCCAUCGUAAUGAGAGGCCACGCGUUGAGGAACCUCCACUUCCUGGAGGUGCAACUUCACCAGACAUGAUUGGCAUUGCAAUGUCAGGCAACACGUCACCAGAGGCGGCAACUUAUCCUUCCAAGGGCAAGCAAUCUCUGCCCCCAAUGGCACAUAACACUAAUUACAAACAAGAACCUCUUCCUGCCGGGCACGAGCAUCAACCGCCACAGCAGGAUAUUCGGCUUCCAGUCACCCAUCGCUUUGAUUCUCCCACCGGUGCUGUGACAAAGUUCUCCCUCGUUCAAUCCCAGAAGCAUGCUCUGGGUCUCCUUAUCAGAAUCUGGCUGGUCAUAGCCGGACUCUACCGUCGCGCAUCACUGUUAGAUGAUGCACGUGAAGCUUGCGAAGAAGCCUUGAAGCAAGCCGCACGAGUUGAAACACUUGUUGCAUCACAUGAAUCGUCAGCUCGCUCGUUCAGCAAGCGUGGCUGGGGGUCGUCAAAGAGCUCGGAAGAACUCUGGGCCGAUGUUUCCGCCGAACAGGGGCUCCUGGCACAGGCUGCUUUGAACCCUCAUCAGGCUAUCAGACACUACGAGGAAGCCCUCUUACGCUGCCAGGACCACCCAGUGGCAACCAUUGGACUGGCUAAUUUGCUGCUAGACAUCUGGGAUCAGACUCUCUCCCCCGAGCCAUUGAAUGUAGAUGUGGAUCUCAACGUUUCGCGUCUGUCAUUACUCGCAGAGACUCCCAAACCUAAGUCCGCCAAGGCCAUCUCAACUGAUGAUUUGAAGGUAUCUCGGGAGACUGAGAAUGCAGCACCUGAUGAGGCGCCUUCCUCCGCACACGAUGUCGAGCCUCAGCAGCUUCAUCGUCUUGCGGCCCGGGAUCGUGCCUACGGUCUCCUUUCGGCAUUGACAAAGCUCGGUAGCUCCUGGGACAGCUCUGAGGCAUGGUAUGCUUUGUCUAGGGCAUAUGAGGCCGGCGAGCAAGUCGAGAAGCUGAAGGAAGUAUUGUGGUGGUGCAUUGAACUAGAGGACAGACGACCUAUUCGUCACUGGUCAAACAUCGGCUCCGGUCUUUAUGUCCUUUAA